This is a messenger RNA of Fonsecaea multimorphosa CBS 102226, 3615 nucleotides long. RefSeq lists its product as uncharacterized. Lineage: Eukaryota; Fungi; Ascomycota; Eurotiomycetes; Chaetothyriales; Herpotrichiellaceae. The record is from RefSeq and is a predicted model, not a curated record. Bases 1 to 3615 code for a protein of 1204 amino acids. The transcript has a single exon.
AUGCCUGUGAAGCAUCCACAUUCUUCUGCUGAAGUUUCACCAUCUAUUACCGCUCGUCUUAUCCAUAAAUUCUCAUCUUCAUUAGUUUCAUUUAAAGACAGGAAGCACACCCCACCGGAGAAAGAAGGUAGCAGCUUCAGACAUCAGCGGUCUCUACGACACACCACCAAGUUUUGCUACAAUAAAAGUACGUGUGACAAAGACCCAGUGGAACCAUGCGGCACUUGCUACGCUGACGGAAUCGACGACCGCCGGUUACGACGGUUGGCGGAGCAGAGUGCCGAAUUCAAACCAGUCCUCGAUGGAGAUUCUACCUCCCAGAGACGCUUUCGCUCGCGUAUAUUGAAGACAGUGCCGGAGGUCGAUGCUGCGCAUGUUGCCUCAGGUCAGUCAAAUUACCAAGCUCGUGGCUUUGUCGGCAACUACUCAGGUCCGGAAGCCAAAAAAGUUAGACUAGACAUCAAAUCGGCGAAGAAAGAGCGAGAGGACAACCCUUCAACUUGCUCAGAGAUGCAUCGUCUUGUCGACAGCGAUGAUUACCUUCUUGCUCGAGGUGCAAACCCACGGACCGGAGUCGUUACACCGGGAUCGCACAGCGCUAGCAGCUCCAUUGAUCAGAAUCAAAACGACUUACCGAGAGUCGGGCGCCAGAUUCCCUCGAGUCGAUGGCGGCAAAGAGGUGAUCAAUGGAUCAGCUUGGAUCUAGAUGAGCCGACGCCUCUAUCAACAUCCCUGAACGAAGAACCCCUAGACCAUCAGCAUCAAACUCUCAGGACUCCACAGAAACUUGCAACUCGAGGAGAGCAAAAUUCAUUGCUUAACCAUGACGGAGGGCAUGGUGACCACACGAUUGAUCCAUUCUACGGGACUGGAGCGACCGUCCAACUUCAUCAGUAUCCGCUGGGGACCGGCAUGAAAGUGGAAGAUGUCCAGAGCGGGGUUGGACAAGUCAAUAUGCAGGACAAUAAAAAACUCAACAGACCAAUUAAGCGGAAGCCUGUUGGAAGUCCUCCGGGCAAAAGCACUGCAGAGCCAGUUUCGCAUCCCCACCGAGGUGCGAGCGGAAGUACAGACACCGUCCGAAGGAAUCCUCUGUUCAACAGCGAGUUGCGAUCCUCCUCGGCACCUCAUCCUCUGAAUGAGGUCUUGUUCCGACCUCAACCUGUCGAGAAGAAUCCACCAAGAAUUCCCGCCUCCAGCUCAGACACUGGAAGUCAAGCUGCAGAUGAUUCUUUUUUAGGGGUCACUCAGACGGACCAGCAAGUAGACGACCCAAGUUCAAAAACCUCAAACAUCUCUGGCCGUCACACAAUCGAAAAAGAACUACCAUGUCUGCCGAUGAACAAUGGCCUAUCCCGGUUGAUACCGGACCAGGUACCCUAUCCAACCACACCAAAGACAGAGAACGGAGCGAGCAUAACGGGCUCUCCAACCUUGAGCACCGCACACCCGAAGGGGCCGAGGGGAGGCGACUUGGUCUACCCCUACAUUCGCAGGCCGAAGCCAAUGUAUCCAAUUCCCCCAAUGGCGAGGCACAUCAACCCCAUAGGGGAGAGAGUCAUGCCAAUCCCAGAGUACGACAACCCUCCGAAGCACCUAUCGCAAUCGAUGCAGAUGACGAGGUCAGAAGUCGCAGAGCAAAGAACUCUGCGUCCGCGGGAAAUAAGAAUGUUAGGCAGAACGAGACAGGGCUUCGGCCCGUUGUCGAAUAUCACUACCAUACCCACAGACAUAUCCAUGGCUGCGAGUCAUCCUCUAAGGCCUCUUCGUAUGAGCCCAGGACAUCAACCGCCAGACCAUUGGAUGAUGAAUCGUGGCCAACGUGGUUUCCGCCCGCCACCACCUCCACCAAACGGUACAGGCAUCAUCAUGAACACUACCAUGACUAUGAGCGCCGAUGCCAUGAUGCCAAUCCCAAUGCCAAGGAUCAGGCCCAGGGAAAUAACCCGCCCUCCAAAGCCCAUGAGAUCAGAAGGGAUGUACGGCGUGCCCAGAAUCGGGCCGACAAGCAACCACUCAGCAUCAGCAGAUGUAAAAGCUCGACGUCUGGGGAUGUCAUCCGUCGUGGAGACUAUGGCAAGAGAAAACCCCGUCGUGCCGGAGACGAACCUUAUGCCCGAACCUCUAAAACCACGACAACAACCCUUCCAAAGGCCGGUACCAGUGAGCGACGUACCACUCGAUCGCGUAGAAAUGAUUACGAGCGAUCAUGGCCUGAUGAGGAAAUGCAGCCAUUGCAAUCAUGGAUUCGUGGACGUCAAGCUUCACAAUACAGAUAGUGUCACCCCUACGUCCGCCCUCCAGAAGGUUCUCGACAAACCAAACGCGGAGACUAAGUCUUUGCAUCCACGUGGAUGUCCACUUCCGGGACUUCCCCAGCAUACAGCUCCACAAGGAAAUGCAAAAGCCCAACACAAGACAACGGGUCACUUACACGAGAACGUAAAUGUCGUCGAUGAACGUGACCAUACCAUUUGCUGUCCCGAAUGCUGCAAACUAGAUUGUCAUGAAGGUUGUCUCGGUCAUCCCAGCCCAACACCGGCAUCGUAUCCUCUUGACGGCCUCUGGCCAGCAGCCCAAAGUUCAACCAGUCCUAGUGAACCAGAAACACUGGAAGAGGCAAGGCCCGAAGAGACUCAAGACAGAGCCAAGUUCACUAGACUGGCUGCCGCUAGGCCUGUUAUGAAGACGCCGUACAUGGAGGAAGAGGCAUCGAAGUCUGGCGAUCAUCUUCCGGCGGCCUUAUCCAACGCUGCCCCUAGUGAAUGGGCCAUGCACCCACCAACGCCAAUACUCGAGUCUCGUCGCGUCCCAGUCAAACGGUCGCCUGAUGCUGUUGCCGCAGCAUUGAGGGCGAUGGAACAGCCUUCACAGAAAAGAACUCAAGGGACAUUGACGGCAGCAUUCAAUGCCACCGGCCCAUCACAACGAAAAGUUUCUGCGCCGCGUCCCAUCCUCCACAGAAGACAAAGAAGUUCAAGCUUACCCAUCAUUGGUACGAGCAUGACUUCUCGCACAGCCAGUGCCAACGCCCAACAUCAGCGCGCGGCAAGCGGAGGGUCUUGGCUCCGCGUUCCAACACCUCUUGGUUUCGCGAUGACCUGCUCCAAAUCUGGUAAGGAUGGCACCUCGAAAAGUCGCAAUGUCAGUGGUGCGAGCAUCACGACCAUCGAGCUGCAAGUCCCGAAUCUCGUGUCCUUAGCCUCCUGUGGCAGCUAUGCUGCUAUUGGAGAUUUGCUUCUCAUACCUCUUGAAGCUGGCAAGAUGUGGGUUCGAAAUCACCCUCAAGUUUUCACUGUGGGAAGAGAAAUGGCCCAAAGAGGCUUGGUUAUGUCACAAGUCAUGACGAAGACGGGAUGGCGUCUGUGGGCGAUGGUAUUUGUGUACUCCAAGACAGGGAAGAUCAAGUUCCAUCUGAGUAAAGGGGAGACGGUGGGUGGGUUUGUAUUGGAUGUGGGCAGGAGUCUACUUUAUUUGAUCGUCUUUGCGGCGUUGAGUACGUUAGCCGUCCGGAUAUUGGGCUUAGUGCUGGGAUUGUUAGGGAUUGUUGGGUGGAUUGUAAGAAGUGUGUUUUGGGUAUUGAAGGGUAUUCUGGGGGCUGGGCGGGUGAAGUAA